UGUCCCUCGGACACAGUGGAUCACCGAUCAAUGGAAAGAGCCGAAGAUGUCGGCUCGGUCAUGUGAUCAGCUGUGUCCAAUCACAGCUGAUUGCAUGGGACAUGUACACUGAUCAUCAGGGCACUGAUGAUCAGUGUGCCCUGAUGAUCCGUGUAGCCCCAGCAGUGCCACCUGUCAGUGCUCAUCCGUGCCACCUGUCAGUGCUUGUCAGUGCUCAUCCGUGCCACAUCAAUGCCACAUUUUAGUGCCUACCAGUGCACAUCAAUGCCACAUAUCAGUGCCCAUCUGAGCUGCCUUUCAGUGCCACCUAUCAUAGCCAGCCAGGACCAUCUAUCAAUGCCAGUCAGUGCCACCUAUCAGUGCUGCCUAUCAGUGCCAGUCAGUGCCGCCUGUCAUUGUGCAUCAGUGCUGCCUAACAGUGCCAGUCAGUGCCGCCUAUCA
Molecule: messenger RNA, 441 nt
Organism: Staurois parvus
Lineage: Eukaryota; Metazoa; Chordata; Amphibia; Anura; Ranidae
Source: the annotation of a GenBank genome assembly